Messenger RNA from Closterium sp. Yama58-4, 1194 nucleotides. NCBI's taxonomy places the organism in Eukaryota, Viridiplantae, Streptophyta, Zygnematophyceae, Desmidiales, Closteriaceae. The record is from the annotation of a GenBank genome assembly.
AUGGCAGCAAGUGGGAGUGAAGGAGCAAUGGCAGCAAGUGGGAGUGAAGGAGCAAUGGCAGCAAGUGGGAGUGAAGGAGCAAUGGCAGCAAGUGGGAGUGAAGGAGCAAUGGCAGCAAGUGGGAGUGAAGGAGCAAUGGCAGCAAGUGGGAGUGAAGGAGCAAUGGCAGCAAGUGGGAGUGAAGGAGCAAUGGCAGCAAGUGGGAGUGAAGGAGCAAUGGCAGCAAGUGGGAGUGAAGGAGCAAUGGCAGCAAGUGGGAGUGAAGGAGCAAUGGCAGCAAGUGGGAGUGAAGGAGCAAUGGCAGCAAGUGGGAGUGAAGGAGCAAUGGCAGCAAGUGGGAGUGAAGGAGCAAUGGCAGCAAGUGGGAGUGAAGGAGCAAUGGCAGCAAGUGGGAGUGAAGGAGCAAUGGCAGCAAGUGGGAGUGAAGGAGCAAUGGCAGCAAGUGGGAGUGAAGGAGCAAUGGCAGCAAGUGGGAGUGAAGGAGCAAUGGCAGCAAGUGGGAGUGAAGGAGCAAUGGCAGCAAGUGGGAGUGAAGGAGCAAUGGCAGCAAGUGGGAGUGAAGGAGCAAUGGCAGCAAGUGGGAGUGAAGGAGCAAUGGCAGCAAGUGGGAGUGAAGGAGCAAUGGCAGCAAGUGGGAGUGAAGGAGCAAUGGCAGCAAGUGGGAGUGAAGGAGCAAUGGCAGCAAGUGGGAGUGAAGGAGCAAUGGCAGCAAGUGGGAGUGAAGGAGCAAUGGCAGCAAGUGGGAGUGAAGGAGCAAUGGCAGCAAGUGGGAGUGAAGGAGCAAUGGCAGCAAGUGGGAGUGAAGGAGCAAUGGCAGCAAGUGGGAGUGAAGGAGCAAUGGCAGCAAGUGGGAGUGAAGGAGCAAUGGCAGCAAGUGGGAGUGAAGGAGCAAUGGCAGCAAGUGGGAGUGAAGGAGCAAUGGCAGCAAGUGGGAGUGAAGGAGCAAUGGCAGCAAGUGGGAGUGAAGGAGCAAUGGCAGCAAGUGGGAGUGAAGGAGCAAUGGCAGCAAGUGGGAGUGAAGGAGCAAUGGCAGCAAGUGGGAGUGAAGGAGCAAUGGCAGCAAGUGGGAGUGAAGGAGCAAUGGCAGCAAGUGGGAGUGAAGGAGCAAUGGCAGCAAGUGGGAGUGAAGGAGCAAUGGCAGCAAGUGGGAGUGAAGGAGCAAUGGCAGGAUGGGAGAUGGAUGGAGAAACAUAG